This is a messenger RNA of Aspergillus mulundensis, 2169 nucleotides long. Its product is annotated as fungal specific transcription factor domain-containing protein. Bases 1 to 2169 code for a protein of 722 amino acids. The transcript is spliced from 3 exons. Gene Ontology annotation, molecular function: transcription cis-regulatory region binding; DNA-binding transcription factor activity. Gene Ontology annotation, biological process: positive regulation of transcription by RNA polymerase II. The record is from RefSeq and is a predicted model, not a curated record. NCBI's taxonomy places the organism in Eukaryota, Fungi, Ascomycota, Eurotiomycetes, Eurotiales, Aspergillaceae. Gene Ontology annotation, cellular component: nucleus.
AUGAAGGAGAAUGCUGCGCAGGCCCAACCUGCGGAAAUGCUGUUCUGGGAUAUUGGGCAUGCAGGGGAGAUGACCAUAGGAAGAACGUACCCUAGCAGGUUACAUGAUAUCCAAGAUUCUCCUACCGUCCCUGACCAGUCUCUUAAUCCGCCCAGCCGUACAGCCGAUAGAGCUCCAGUAGAGAUGGGCCUGUCGCAAGGACAGGACAUGACUACCUGGCCAAGUCUUCCCGCAGAGGAGACUGACCCUCUUCCAAAAGUGGACAGCCCCGAUAACCUAAUGCCGACCUCACUUGCUUCUCCUUACCUACCGUCCGAAGAAAAUGGUAUGAACAUCUCAGAAAUGCUGAGCUUUAACUUCCAUUCGGGGCCAGUCUCCCAACCUACAUCCUUCGUUCGACCUGCGCUAGAUGUUCCGGAUUACGAAUUUAAGCAGGCGGAUGGCGAGAGCUGCUCCGGAUCGUCUCCAGUUGAUGUGGGAGUCGCGGGCGUUGAUGAAUGCCCCACCGCUAGCCCGUCAGAUUCAUUCGGAGCCCUAUCGCCUUACUCACUUGAUACGAGUUUGUUCGCAUCUGGGACACCCCAAAACUUGGAGGACACUCCAGACGGCUCUUUGGCUGGUAUACUGGAUGGCUCUCCUGGCGUUAGCUAUAGCAAGAUGAAACAUAGCAGGUCGAAUUCUUUCUUUGCUCGCAACGGUCGACGUACAUAUGACGAGCUUGGCAGCCUCACAAGUUCCGAGAAGUGGCAGGCUUAUCUCACCAGUGUAAUGGACCACUACGGUAUGGAUUGCGGUCGUCCGGACGCGGAUCUAGGAAACAAUGAUGAUCACUCGGCAAUUGAUAUUAGCGAUGCCCUGGAGACCAUUCAGUUACGAAAUGCGAGCAAUGUGUCCAGCCCGGGAACGUUGAUGACGGGACAAGAGCGUGAGCAGUGUGACCGCAAGUACAACUACUAUGGGUCACCUGUGGCCAUCAACAUACCUCGAUAUCUAUCGCCGCUUCCGAACUCUUUAUUGAAGAAUCCCAUCAACAUGAUGUACUUUCACCAUUUCCUCAACCACACUGCAAAGGUUCUGGUGCCUCAUGACUGUGAAGAUAAUCCUUUUAGCUCAGUUCUGCCUUCCAUGGCAAUCUGCGAUGAAAAUCUUCUUAACUUGAUGCUUGCCUACUCGGCAAGCCACCGGGCAAGGUUUCUAGGCCAUCCGGAGCCGGCAAAUCGAAUUGCGCACUGGGUGAGCAAUGUUUUCCCGUCUCUGCGCGUAGCCCUCGAGGAGAACGAGAAAAUCACCGACAGUCAUCUUGCAACUGCAAUCAUGCUGCUCUCGCUGAAGAUAGUCUCUCCGAGCACUUUCGAGGUACCAAUACCAUGGCAAAGCCACCUCAAACUAGCCCGCGACCUGUUUCUAGCUCGUCAAGCAGAGAUCGCUUACCCUGGCAACCGCGCCGGAGCAUUCCUCACACGCUGGCUUGGAUAUCUGGACAUAAUAGGCGCGCUUUCGUGCCGGCACCACCAACCGCCCCUCCUGGCGUACUAUUCUGUCUUGAAUACUUGCACGGCGGCUGAAGACUGGGACGAAUUUGCGGUGGACUGUUUUACUGGAUUUACACCUCGGACUGGUCUGUUCUUGAUGAAGCUUGGGGGCUUGGUUAAUCACUGUGACAAUGAGCGAUUUGGCGAAAUGGGUGCCUUCUUACCCGAAUGGCAACCCUCGACAAAUUUAGUCCAGCAAGCUGAGGAGUUGCUGUUGGACUGGGAGACCCUUGAUGCUCACGCCUACGCUUAUGAAAGGCACUAUCGAGACUCAGAGUCUUCCGAUAUGAUUGCCGUCGAUCAUGCGUUCCGAUAUGCUGGCUUGCUACAUCUUCACCGUAGGGUCUUAGGCAGUUCGUCUGACUCUCCGGCGGUUACCGAAGCCUUGAAUGGCUUGAUGCAGUCGGUAGCCGCAAUUCGUUCUGGCUCAACCGUGGAAGCAGGCGUGUUAUUUCCGAUAUUCACGGCAGGAUGCGAAACUCAAGAUACCGAGCAAAGGAUUGAGAUCAAGGAGCGGUUAGAGGUUCUGGAGGGGACUGGAAUGAAGCAGAUUCACAAUGCCCGUACGUUGAUGCAGACAUCUUGGGAUACGAAGUUGCCGUGGAUCGCUCUUGCGCAGGGAGAGUUCAUUGGGUAG